Coccidioides immitis RS is the source of this 2180-nucleotide messenger RNA. RefSeq names its product histone acetyltransferase complex component Epl1, variant. Gene Ontology annotation, cellular component: piccolo histone acetyltransferase complex. Lineage: Eukaryota; Fungi; Ascomycota; Eurotiomycetes; Onygenales; Onygenaceae. The coding region runs from base 144 to 1871 and encodes 575 amino acids. The transcript has 4 exons. Gene Ontology annotation, biological process: regulation of transcription by RNA polymerase II. The record is from RefSeq and is a predicted model, not a curated record.
UUUGAAAUUCGAUUUUCUCACCACAACAUCACUCCAUUGCUAUAAAAAUUAUAUUCUGUCAUUGCACAUGAGCUAGGCUACAGUUUGACACCCAAUUUGGGCCCUAUUGCUUAUGGUAGAUUUUGUGUUAUCGCGCCAGACUUAUGUCGCGGCUCGGGGGAAUGAUGCGGUCUACGCGACCCAAAAAACUCACACCAAAGCAACCUAUACCCAUCUACAGGGAUCACCAAAUCGACCUUGCGGAAGAUGAUCUUCAAACAACAUUACAAAAUAUUGAAACCGGCGUUGAGAAGGCCGAGGAGAGCGAAUACCAUCUUCAGGCUGCCAUUAAUGCGGCGUCCCUUGGAAAUGCAUCGCAGAAAGCGCAUAUUCCCACGCCGGAGACGGUUACCAGCUCCCUUCAAUAUGACAAAUUGUAUCCCCCAACGUUCUCGCAGCCCGCAACAUAUAUACGAUUCUCAUCGACGGUCGAAGAUUGUUGCGGGUGUCCAUAUAAUAUGGUGGAGGAGGAUGAUAUCGCUUUGAAGAUCAUGAACCAAAAAGCGGAUGCGUCGACGCAAUGCACCGAAGAUCAAUUUGAAGAGUUGAUGAGCUUCUUCGAAGAGACGGCGCAUACGAAGCAGCCUUUCGCGGCAGUUGACAAUCCUCCUGUAAUUCCGUAUGAAGAAAUGGAAGAGUGUUUCGACGGAAUAGAUGACGAAAAUCUGAAAAAGUUUUCCAAGGGCGUGUACGAACACUGGAAAUUGAGACGGAAUAAGCUUGGCAAUUGUCCGCUCCAACCAAGCCUAAAGUUCGAAUGCGGACAGGACACCGACGACAGCGACCCGUAUGUAUGCUUCCGACGUAGAGAGGUCCGACAAGCCCGUAAAACUCGCGGCAGAGAUGCACAAAGCGCGGAGAAGCUCCGUCGCCUUAGAAAAGAACUAGAGGAUGCCAGGCAGCUGGUUGCUCUAGUCCGACAGCGCGAAAUUGCAAGAAAAGAACAAUUUACCAUCGAUAGACAAUUGUUCAUGCAGCGCGCUGAGGUCAAGGAAAUGAAGCGCAAACUGGGUAUCACAGAUGAUGAUGAAGAUCUCAUCAACCAGAAGCCCAAGAAGAAACCAACAGAAGUCGCAACCACAGCACGGCCGACCAUUCCUCAACUCCGUACUCCUGCAAGGCCAGCUGGGCAGCCAGUCGAUGAAUUGAGACUGCUGGAAGAUGUCCAAGCUGACAAGGAAAAUGAAAUCUCCCGCGACAUCAAACAGAAUGUUGUAAAGCAUGCAAAGUGGAAUGAGGGAUAUGUAGAUAUGACUCGAGCACCACUUACCCCGAAACCUCCACAACAGACCUUCGAUGGCUCUGAUUUCCGACCAGCUAUCACCGAAUAUCUCCCCACUCCACCCACCUCAGAGUCCUCCGACGCGAUGCAAGACGUAUCGAGAGAAGGGCCAGACGAUAAAUUUGCCGUAAUACACAAAACCACAGAUACAACCGAUGACCAAUCACGACGAGGAAUGCCCUGCUUCCGCCGUCGCAUUGGUAGAGGUGGUCGCACGAUGAUUGAUCGCAGGAAUCUCCCAUUCCGUAGCAGGAAUGAUAUCGAUCCACUGCAAUUAGAUCGCUUCAAAUAUGACCAGGACGAUGACGAGGUCGAUCCGGUAUAUGAGCGAGAUGAAUUCAACACCCAGAUAAUGCAGCACAGAGCGUACCUUCACGCAAAAUCGUCAAGAGAUCAGGCGAUCCAAGCUCAGCUUCAAGCUCAAGCCCAAGCCGCCGCACAAAACGGUAGACGUUUGCUAGUCGGUUCCCAAGGUGGUGGUACUCCAACUGCUCCAAAUCCUCCCCCUAAAGCCCCUCAACCCUCGUCUCUUAAUCCGCUCCCCUCAUAGAUGUUGUUAGCCUUUCCCCAUGCGAUCACGAACCCCUGAUUUUUUGAGCCCCUCUUGAGACCACCACUUUCGAUCGGCCCUCACCACACACCAUCGAUAACCCGCCUUUCCAAACUCAAAUGUUGUACGAAAUCGGUGCAUUUCCUGGGUCAAGGACUUUAGGACGGAUGCGCUGAGGCCUAUGUUGAACCUCCAUUUGCACUGGUUGUUAGUGUACAUAUUCCGACGGCAUCGGGAUAGAUCCGUGUAAGCUACUACCGAAGUUAGUUAUGAAAAGCAAAUAAAAAUUUGAAACCCCUUCAACUAGUC